Bemisia tabaci is the source of this 2973-nucleotide messenger RNA. It is a transcript of the gene Myd88, whose product is annotated as myeloid differentiation primary response protein MyD88. Gene Ontology annotation, molecular function: Toll-like receptor binding; TIR domain binding. Gene Ontology annotation, biological process: innate immune response; toll-like receptor 4 signaling pathway; positive regulation of canonical NF-kappaB signal transduction. NCBI's taxonomy places the organism in Eukaryota, Metazoa, Arthropoda, Insecta, Hemiptera, Aleyrodidae. Gene Ontology annotation, cellular component: plasma membrane. The record is from RefSeq and is a predicted model, not a curated record.
UUAUUUACAUUUUUGCCUCUCUUCCUUCAAUUUCUCUACUUCGACUAAAAAUUGAAGUUAUUUACUACUUAUUUUCUCUUAUAGAGUAAAGUCUCGUGUCUAUCCAUCCUUCAUCCCAUAAAAUUGUGAAAUCGUGCAAUGGAGACGAGACGAAAAUUCCAUGUUUGCAUGCUUGUCCUACUGUGAUAUCAAUGAAAACAUCUUGCCAGUGGCCAGUGUUAUUUUUCACCCCUCGUUCUGCAAGCAACAGGUUUUCCUUCAUUUAGGUUUUUAAAGUUGAUCGACCAUGACAAUCUGCGAGAAGGUUGAUUUGAGUGACAUACCAGUCUCAGCUCUCCGUCCAGCAUCAAAAGAAAAAUUAUGUGCCAUGCUAAACUUUAACCUUGUUAUUCCUUCGCCCUCAGGAUUGCCAAGGGACUGGAGAGGAUUAGCACAGUUACUAAAUGUCAAACCUCCUUGCGGUUAUAUGCCGAAUCCCACAGGUCAUAUUCUAUGUCAAUUUGAAAAAUUACCAAACUCUACUCUAGACAAAUUACACAAAGUCUUCGGUGAACUUGAUAGGUGGGAUGUUUUUGAUGAUAUGGAUAACAUUUUUCAAACUGAUGGAAAAAAUUAUUUACAAGUUGUACAGAACUCACCCGGAAAUUCCAGCAGCCUUCACAUAGAUUUUCUAACAGAUGACAUUGUAACUUUGGAUGACCUCCAUAGAGCAAAAAACAAUCAGCCUCCACUAAUCUAUGAUGCCUUUGUAUUAUUCGCUCAGGAAGAUGAAGAGUUUGCUCAGAUGACAAUAGAUAAACUGGAGAAAGAGUAUUUAGCAAAAGUUUGUUAUAAAGAUCGCGACUUCAUUGCUGGCCUUCCUUUAGAACACACGGGUGUAAUGAAAAUGUUGGAAGAGCGGUGUCAUCAUCUUGUUGUUAUUAUUUCCAACAGCUUCAUCCGCAGUGAAUUCAACAAAUACUUUUUGAAUUUUGCUGCUGCAGUGGGUAUAGAACAAAGGAGAGUGAAAAUAAUCCCAAUAGUUCUAGAAUAUUGUCCUGAUUUACCGAGUGUCGUGCGGUUCUGUCAUCUUCUUGAUUAUACGCGGAGCAGCAAGUUAUAUAACUUCUGGGAUAAAUUAGGACAGGCUGUGGCUCAAAGUCGAGUAUCAAGGACUGUAUUGGAACACUCCACUCAAAGGCUCAUGCUUGAAGAUAUCAAACCAAGAUCAACAAAUCAAGAAAAGAAAAUAAGCCAAGAUGAAAGUUACUCGCAAGAAGCAAAAGAGAAAUCCUUAAGAAAGGAAGAGCAACUAUGGAAUGCGGAAAACUACUUUCAACAAAAGGCUUCCACGUGCAAAUCAUCACAAGAACCAUCUCCUAAAUCAAGCGAUAAAAAAAGGGAAAAGCCUGGGAAAAUAAUCAAAUCAAUCACUGACGCCAUACGUAAGCUCCCAAAAAGCAAGCUAUCCAAGAAAAGUAAAGAGUUAGCCUGCCCAAGCGAUUAAUUGAAUGCAUUUACACAAAGCCUACCUUCAUACAAAAUCUAAUUUAGGUAAGCGUCCAUCCUGCACACAAACUAGGGGCUUCAAAGAGGCUUAUCCAUGGAAUUCUUGAAUGUUGCUUUUCGACCAUCUUGGGAUUUUCAAGGAAUUUCGUGCAGAAAUGGCUGAAUUAAAGACUCAGUGCCAGUUUAGGAGACACAGUUUGUUCGCGGGAUGGGCCUUGUAAAUUCAUUCCUAUUCGAAACAAUGUUGUUAAAGUUUAAUUGGUUACUUUGUGAUGCAAGGCAAUUUAGCUCCGAGUAAAAGUACCUACUCGUUUCUCUUCAUAGAAAAAUUUAAAGAGCUUGUAUCUGUGAUAUGUACUUGUUUUCAUGAACAUGAACUCAAAGCUGUUUUUAUUUACUGUGUUUGUAGGUAUAUAAUAUCCAGCAACAGUUGUAAAUUUUUUAAAUAUAAUUUUAAGGACCAUGUUGCAUAUCUUUUUUUUUAAAAAAAAAAAAAAUUACUUGGCAGUAAUGGACCACUAGACAAGGUAGGAAGUUAUUCUGAUACAUAUUGCUUAACCAAAAUUUAUCGUAAGCCACAAUUUGUGCAACAAAAACUACUGAAAUUUACUCCUUACCAAGAUAUUUAAUGUUUCUUGAUGCAAGAAUUCAAACCUACCGCUCAUGAAAAUACAAUGAUCUACACACAUCAGAUCGCAAACUAAACGUUACCGUGGCAUUCUCUGUGAUACGAAAGUAUCUUGACAUCUAAUCUCAAUCUUGAUGCUUUGGCUCAGCUGUAGCAAAUCUUUCACACUUUGAACAAUAAAGGGUGGGAAAUGAUAAUGAGCAAUGUUCGAUCGAGGAGCCUGCCAAAACCGAUGUAGUGCGCAAUUUGAAUUGAGGAAUUAUAAAAAAUAAAGCUUGUAUAUAUAUCGAUGAUGAAACUUCCAAACAGCGUAUUUGGCUUUGCGAUGUUGCCGACUAUCUGUCUGACUUUACUUGUUCAAUGGAGAACUACUUCAAGUCAAUUCGUUAAAACUCUAUGGUUUUUCUUCUCUGCAUGAAGCAUAAUCUGAGAAAACUUCAAGGAAUGAUGUCAGUCUGUUCUCCUGUAAAAUUAUGAGCAGAAGCUGAGAUUUUUAAACACCGCAAACAAGGUACGUAGUUUGGGAGUUCACCGGCAAUAAAUAUUUAUUCUUUUAAUCUCUGUUCCCUAUUCUAAACACUCUGUUCUUGUUUUUUGAAGUUUAUUUGUGAAAUGGAUUGAUUCUCAAAAGUCAUGAAAAAAUAUGUGGUCCUUUAAUGUUCAAAAUAUUUUAUGUUAAUGAUAAUAUUCUCUCAUAUGGGACUUAUUCACCAUUAACUCUUCUAUUAAUCAAACAGAGGGUAGUUUUUUCGAGAACGUCUUGUUCCAAUAAGAAACUUCUUAUUUUGUGUAGUUUUAUUGCAUUAAAAUGACCAAGAAAAGGCAAAAACUAACCAAAUCAUCUAUGCAAUUAGAAA